AUGACCACCAGAGCCAGCCAGAAGGACAGCAAUGAUGAUUUUAAGACUGUUGGAAAGACUAGCGCUAGGUUGGGCAAAGCUAGUUUCGAAGAAAAUCUGCAAGAGCGAAGGGCCAUUAUUCACAGAUCUCGAAUGUUCAAAGCACUAUCCGAAGAGCUGGAUCCAUUUCUGAAAGAUAUUACUAAGAUAAGAUGUCUCGCGAUUGGAAGUUUUCAUGAGGAGUUUGCAGCUUUAUAUCAGUUGGCGUUGCUUUUGGAACUGCUUGAUCUCAUCAAUCCUGGAGGGGCUAGCUUUAAAGUAUCUAUAUAUGACCCAGUUUUCACCGAUGCCGAUAGGAAAUUCAUCGGCAAUAUGGGGAGUGAUUGGACAAUCGACGAAAAAUGUCCGUGGGAUCCCGAGAAUAGCUCCAACGUUUUAUUCUUUCUGCCGCAUGCCCCACUGGACCUUACACAGAACAUCUUAAUUUCGGAAAAGCCAAAGUUCUUCUUGGCAAAUCAUAUUGCUAAGCAUGUCGACAGAUAUACCCGCGCUCAACUUGCUCUAAAAUACCCGGUCUUGGCUAAACUAAACCAUGUACUAGCCUCCUCCGAUCCCCACCCUGACUCGGGUUUCAAGCCUUUUGUAUCCAGAAAGGCUCGCCGCAAGCAAAAGCAUCAACCACAGGAAAGCGAAAUUGAUUACGAUAAGAUAGAGACAUAUUUUCAAGAAGUGCAGGUAAUCACCGACUUUUCUGGCGGCAGAUCUUUAAUGGACCAGCCAUGGAUAAAUUCUUUCUCAGACCUAGCACUCCAGCUGAUAGUCUAA
Lachancea dasiensis is the source of this 804-nucleotide messenger RNA. Lineage: Eukaryota; Fungi; Ascomycota; Saccharomycetes; Saccharomycetales; Saccharomycetaceae. The record is from the annotation of a GenBank genome assembly.